Molecule: messenger RNA, 888 nt
Organism: Drechmeria coniospora
Lineage: Eukaryota; Fungi; Ascomycota; Sordariomycetes; Hypocreales; Ophiocordycipitaceae
Exons: 1
Coding region: 1-888 (295 amino acids)
Source: RefSeq, a predicted model, not a curated record
AUGGGCACCCCAGAGGAGCUCAGCCUCGCCCUCGCUCCGUUGCGCGUCGGCGACGAGCGGAUCGCCUUUCGCCGUGGAUCGGAUCGUCAUCCUGCAUGCUCGUCCAUGCGCGUCAACGGCAGCGCAACGGCGCUCGGCAUCGUCCCGGCAUCCUGCGUAGCGCGUCGACGACGAACAAGAGCGCGGCCGCGUUCGAUGCCACGUCCAACGCGACGGAGCCAGCGAGGGUGCCGAGUCUCUCGGCAUGCCAACGACCCGGGCGGCUCGCCGACCAUGGUUGCCGACCCUUCCGCCGCCGGCGUUGAUUGGUCCGGCCGGGCCAUUGGCCGGGCGAGCAGAGGGAGAGACGCAUCCUCUCGCGACUCGGACGGUGACGAAGCGCAGGCUUUGGCGGAAUCAACGACUACUGUGUUUGUAACGGAUGAUUGCACUUUGCAACGGAUGAUUGCACUUUGCAUUGGUCGUCAUGCCUGUCGAGAGAACAUGCGCAUCGUCCUGCGCGGAAUUUGCCAGCAGCGUUGCGGCCAUGUCGCAUCGUCAUUCGUCCGCCGGACGGUCUGCAGCGUAGCAGUCGAGCACCGGCGGAGGCGUGUUGGUGGAUUGUCGCCACCGAGGCGCCUCUGCGUUUCAAACCGGACACCACCCGCGCACACCGUGCACGCCACUCUUGGUCUCGCAGCAGCCGACUAUGGAAUCCACCGGAUGCGAAGCCAACGACAGUCGGCCCCCCCGUGCAUGCCCGACAAGGGUCAAGGGAAGAAAGCAACGGCCCGUAUCCGCCGACUCGGUGCUCGAGCUCUCCUCUCCCGCGGCCAAGCUGGAACGCGGUCCAUCACAUCGACGUACCCGCCUGGGCCAACGGCAACGACGCGGCCGGGAAAGGCUUGA